This is a messenger RNA of Betta splendens (Siamese fighting fish), 2287 nucleotides long. It is a transcript of the gene slc47a3, whose product is annotated as solute carrier family 47 member 3. NCBI's taxonomy places the organism in Eukaryota, Metazoa, Chordata, Actinopteri, Anabantiformes, Osphronemidae. Gene Ontology annotation, molecular function: antiporter activity; xenobiotic transmembrane transporter activity. Gene Ontology annotation, cellular component: membrane. Bases 689 to 2287 code for a protein of 532 amino acids. The record is from RefSeq and is a predicted model, not a curated record. The transcript has 17 exons. Gene Ontology annotation, biological process: xenobiotic detoxification by transmembrane export across the plasma membrane.
GUUACAGUGUUAUGGGACAUAAGCAGAAUCUGCAAGUGACAGUAUAUUUCUGCAGUCAAAUCAGCCGCCGCUGAAGUUUAAGUGUGGAAUUAUGUAAGGAAAAAUAUGUACUUUAUACAUCAAUAUCAAUGGUACCAAUACAAUACACAUACCAUACAAGCACUGUGGGUCAUUUGUAGAACUAAAUCAACUCUAAAAUGUCAAGGAUCAAAGGUUUAGUGGGAGCACUGGUUGUAAAGUCUGACAGCAGCACGAGGAGAAAUCGCGUGGUCCUCAUUCUCCUCUGUCCAAUCUCCUGUGCUGAAUGAAGCAUCCCCAAAAGUGAGCUGGGCUUCCUGAUCAGCUGACCCAGUCCAGAUGUUGCGCUGACACCAGGUUCAUUGUUCCGCUACAGCGAGUCUCAAGGAACCUUUUCAGCGUGAAUAACGCACUCAAACUAUACUAUAGUAACAGCUGAUUUGACUACGGAAGUGCAAACGACCGCUCACGCUUGCGUCGUUGGACAGCGGACACCGGGAAUCCGUUCACGGCCCCUGACGCGCCGAGUUACCGAGUGAGCGACACUUCUUUCAUCAUCUCGGACGCCGACUGAGAACUUCUGCUCCACGUCAGGUUCCGGGGUCCGACAGGUACUGUACCGCUGACCGGUGACCCGAGCAGCUGUCGCGCGCACCGCUCCGCCUGGGUCAUGGAGAGCAGCACGGGGGGAUCAGCUGCUUCGUCAUGGGGUGAAUGCUUUUUAAUCAGACUCGUCCGAAUGUGGACUCCUGUUGGCUUCAAGACAGAAAUCAAAGAGUUGUCUAAACUGGCCGCACCAGUGGUUGUGGCCCAGAUUAUGGUUUUUGCAGUGAGUUUUGUUAGUACUAUCUUCUGUGGUCAUCUGGGGAGGACAGAGCUGGCAGGAGUGGCUUUAGCCAUAGCUGUUAUUAAUGUUACAGGCGUAUCCAUCGGCUCUGGUUUGUCGUCAGCGUGUGAUACUCUGAUAUCUCAGACCUACGGGAGCGGAAACCUGCUGAAAGUGGGGGUGAUCCUCCAGCGGGCCAUCCUCAUCUUGCUGCUGGCUUGUUUCCCCUGCUGGGCCAUCCUCAUUAACACUGAGCCCCUUCUGCUGGCUGUCAGGCAGGAGCCAGAUGUGGCCAGGCUGGCUCAGACGUAUGUGAAGAUUUUUAUGCCAGCGCUUCCCGCUACUUUCAUGUAUUCUCUACAAACAAAAUAUCUGCAAAAUCAGGGCAUUAUAUGGCCAGAAGUCAUCACAGGCAUCGUGGUCAAUCUUCUUAAUGCUCUUAUCAACUACAUUGUUCUCUACGUAUUAAAUAUGGGAGUGGCCGGUUCUGCUAUUGCCAACACCGUUUCCCAGUUCACUAUGGCUGGGACCCUUUAUGCUUAUAUUGUAUGGAAAGGUCUCCACAAAGCCACCUGGGGAGGCUGGUCCAAAGACUGCCUGAAGGACUGGGGGUCCUUUGUCCGACUGGCCAUUCCCAGCAUGGUCAUGAUGUGUGUCGAGUGGUGGACCUAUGAGAUUGGAGGUUUUCUAGCAGGUCUAAUAAGCGAAGUGGAACUCGGAGCCCAGUCCAUUGUUUACGAGCUGUCAAGCAUCGCAUACAUGUUCCCUUGUGGCUUUGGCAUAGCGGGCAACGUGAGGGUUGGAAACGCCUUGGGAGCUGGAAACACAGAGCAGGCCAAACUGUCUGCUAAACUCACCAUGUUCUGUGCAGGCUUAGUGUCCAUAUGUUUGUCGGUUCUCAUUGGAAGCCUGAAGGACCAUAUCUCCUACAUUUUCACAUAUGAUGAACAAAUCAGGAAACGAGUUGCUGAGGUUAUCGCUUUCUAUGCUCCGUUUGUCCUCCUAGAUGCACUAUCAGCUGCCCUGGGCGGCAUCAUACGAGGUGCAGGGAAACAGAAAGUCGGGGCUGUUUGCAACGUCGUGGGUUAUUACGGUGUUGGGUUUCCCAUUGGAAUCCCACUGAUGUUUGCAGCCAAACUGGGCAUCAUAGGUCUGUGGACGGGCUUGUUUACGUGCGUGUUUCUGCAGUGCUCGUUCCUGAUGGUCUACCUGGUGAGAAUGAACUGGAACAGAGCUACAGUCGAGGCUCAAAUCAGGGCGGGGGUGUGUGAGACCUCAGCAGACACAAGUUCCCCACAGGCGCAGUCAGACACCAUGGAGCUGGUGGCCACCGAGGCAGUGCAGCUCUCCCACAGGACUCUGGUUCUGCGUAGAGGCCUUGCUCUGGCUCUCAUGUUGUUCAUCCUGGCCCUGGGAAUCAUUAUAAACCUGCUGCUCACUUGA